GGCUUCUCAUUUGGAGGGCCGUGCUUUUAUUCGUCUUCUACUAGGCGGUUUUUUUUCUUCAGGUGUGUGUGUGUUGUGUUUAUUAGGGGAGGAGGACUCUUGAGGCGAUAUUUAACGUUGCUUGCUGUAUUUCCUGGUAUUUACAGAGCACAGAAAGCAUAUCCACAGUACUAAAACAUAAUGGACACAGAAAAUGACCUGCAAGAAGAGGAGACUUUCAACAGCACAGAGAGCAAUGGCAAGCGCCCUGCACAGGACCUUGAUGACAAGCCAUCAUACAAGCGUUCACGAAAAUCUGAUGAUAUGGUGGAACUGCGUGUGUUGUUGCAAAGCAAAAAUGCUGGAGCUGUGAUUGGAAAGGGGGGAAAGAACAUUAAAGCUUUGCGCACCGAUUACAAUGCCACUGUGUCAGUCCCAGACAGCAGUGGGCCCGAGCGGAUCCUGAGCAUCAAUGCAGACAUCCCUACUGUGGCUGAUAUCCUGUUAAAGAUCAUCCCUACACUAGAGGAGUAUCAGCAUCACAAAGGGGUGGACUUCGAUUGCGAGUUGCGGCUGCUGAUCCAUCAGAGUUUAGCAGGCAGCAUCAUCGGCGUGAAGGGGGCCAAAAUCAAAGAGCUGCGUGAGAGCACCCAGACUACCAUCAAGCUGUUUCAGGAGUGCUGCCCUCAGUCCACUGACCGUGUAGUGCUGGUUGGUGGUAAAGCAGACAGGGUCGUGCAGUGUAUUAAAACCAUGCUGGAGCUCAUCGCUGAGGCACCUAUUAAAGGCCGCGCACAGCCAUAUGAUCCAAACUUUUACGAUGAAACGUACGACUACGGUGGCUACACUGUAAUGUAUGAAGAACGUGGACGCCGGCCAAUGGGAGGAUUUCCCUCGCGGGACCGUGGGUUUGAUCGCAUGCCACCUCGCUCCGGUCCCCGGCCUCACCACAUGCCCCCAAGAGGGAGAGACUACGAUGACAUGAGUCCACGCCGGGGUCCUCCUCCACCUCAGAGAGGAGGUAGAGGUGGAGGGAGACCACCACGCAACAUGCCAAUGGGACCUCCCCACCACCGCAGAGGUGAUGACCAGUACAGUUCCUACAGCUCCCACCGCAGUCACUCAGAUGACAGACGGCAUGGGGACAGGAGAGGAAGACCCGGGGAUCGCUACGGUGGCAGUAUGAAUGAUGGCGGCUACGACAACAACGCAUCCUGGGAUAACUAUCAUUCUGGUGGAAGGGGAAGCUACAGUGACAUGGGAGGUCCUGUUAUCACCACACAAGUGACUAUUCCAAAAGAUUUGGCUGGAUCCAUCAUCGGAAAAGGAGGCCAAAGGAUUAAGCAGAUCCGACGUGAAUCUGGAGCGUCGAUCAAAAUCGAUGACCCACUCCAGGGCUCUGAAGAUCGCAUCAUCACUAUCGCCGGCACACAGGACCAGAUUCAGAACGCACAGUACCUGCUACAAAACAGUGCGCUUCACAUCCUGGGACGCCAUGACUAACCUGUCUCGUCCUCCACCUCUCUCAGGACCUACAGCGCCACUCAGCCCUGCAUCCCUCCACCACCAUUACUCUGCAGCAGCUUAGAUUUUGUGUGAGGGAAGAUCUUUUGUUGAGCUUUCCGCUUUAUCAAAUGGAUCGAUUGGAAUGUCCACCUGUUAUCUAGGAUUAAAUCCAAAUUUUGCUUGGCUUUUUUUUUUUUUUUUUUUGGGUUUUAAGUUGGGUUUUAUUUCCAUUCGUUUAAAGCGCCAUGCUUGCAAGGCUUCACAGAAAAGCCUGCCAUUAUGCUGGUGAGUUUUGUUGCUUUUCUUCAACCAGCCAUCCCACAAAUCUCGAAUGUGUACUCUUUUUUUUUUUUUCCUUUUUAAUUGUAAGAUUUUUAAUGUUUUACUUUCAUUUCUUGCAAGGGUGAAAGGAAACUAAUCUUGUGGCUGUAUGGAGAACAUGGUGUGUAAAUAUCCAUUCAUUUAUAUGGAAAAAGAAGAAUUGAUAUAUAAGUCUGAAAUCCUGUACCUGUUCUGUCAGUGUGUUUCUCCCCUCUAAUGAUCCAGGCUUUCCAGCAGCUUGUCCACAGGCCGCUGUGACGUCUGAAACAACUGAGCUUAAUGUUGUGGCUUGCGUAUCAGUUUUCUCUCCCCAGUUUCUGCUGGGUUUUAAAACCUAGUAUUUAUCCAAUUUGCUCUACCUCUGGAAUUUUUUCAUAGGUCUGCCACUCUGAAAUGGGGCCCACUUUUUCUUUUUCAAUUUGAAUAUUUUGGUGUGAAGUUGUUCUGCUUUAGAUUGUAUUUGUGUCAGGACUGAACAGUUAAUUGUUAAUUUUCUUUUCUUUUCUUACUCAAAUUUUCUGAUGUUCCUCCCCUGAUACAUUUGUAGACUGUCAUUUGUCAAAAAUAAAAGAUGCCAGUUUUUUUAAUGAAA
This is a messenger RNA of Tachysurus fulvidraco (yellow catfish), 2398 nucleotides long. RefSeq names its product heterogeneous nuclear ribonucleoprotein K (gene hnrnpk). The record is from RefSeq and is a predicted model, not a curated record. Gene Ontology annotation, molecular function: mRNA binding. The coding region runs from base 181 to 1482 and encodes 433 amino acids. Gene Ontology annotation, cellular component: nucleus; cytoplasm. Gene Ontology annotation, biological process: regulation of mRNA splicing, via spliceosome; regulation of transcription by RNA polymerase II. The transcript is spliced from 16 exons. NCBI's taxonomy places the organism in Eukaryota, Metazoa, Chordata, Actinopteri, Siluriformes, Bagridae.